AUGGAUCAUAUCAAUAUGAUUGACACUCUUUUCUACAAGAAGUGUUUAAGUAAUUUGUCUUUUGGGACAGCACUAAGUUGUGUGAGGAGUAAUGCCUGUAAUGCUGCUGUUUUACAGGUGACUGUCUCAGACGGAGGCACGUCUCCCAAGCAGUCCUCGGUUUGGGUGGUGGUCCAGGUUCUGGAUGAGAAUGACAACAAACCCCAGUUUCCAGAAAAAGUCUACCAGAUCAAGUUGCCAGAGAGGGACCGUAAGAAAAGAGGGGAGCCAAUCUACAGAGCUUUCGCUUUUGACAAAGAUGAAGGCCCUAAUGCAGAAAUCUCCUACAGCAUUGUGGAUGGAAAUGAUGAUGGGAAAUUUUUUAUUGAUCCCAAGACAGGGAUGGUGUCUUCCAGAAAGCAGUUCACAGCAGGGAGCUAUGACAUCUUAACGAUAAAAGCAGUGGACAAUGGCCGGCCCCAAAAAUCUUCGACUGCACGCCUCCAUAUUGAGUGGAUCAAAAAGCCCAUGCCAUCACCCAUGCCCCUGACUUUCGAUGAACCCUUCUACAACUUCACCGUCAUGGAAAGCGACAAAGUGACAGAAAUCGUUGGGGUGGUUUCUGUGCAGCCAUCCAACAUCCCUCUCUGGUUUGACAUUGUGGGAGGGAAUUACGAUAGUUCUUUCGACGCGGAGAAGGGAGUGGGCACUAUUGUCAUUGCAAAGCCCUUGGAUGCAGAGCAGCGGUCAAUAUAUAAUAUGACUGUGGAGGUCACCGAUGGAACAAACAUUGCCACGACCCAGGUCUUUAUCAAAGUGUUGGAUAACAACGAUAAUGGCCCAGAAUUUUCUCAGCCAAGUUAUGAUGUCACCAUCUCAGAGGACAUCCUCCCCGAUACUGAAAUUCUGCAGAUUGAAGCUAUAGACAGAGAUGAAAAACAUAAACUGAGCUACACUAUUCACAGCAGCAUCGAUGCAAUCAGCAUGAGAAAAUUCAGAAUUGAUCCCAGUGCUGGGGUGCUCUAUACUGCGGAGAGAUUAGACCAUGAAGCUCAAGAUAAGCACAUCCUUAAUGUCAUGGUCCGAGAUCAAGAAUUCCCUUAUAGAAGAAACCUGGCCAGAGUCAUCAUAAACGUGGAAGACUCCAAUGACCACAGCCCAUACUUCACCAGCCCACUGUAUGAAGCCUCAGUCUAUGAAUCAGCAGCUGUGGGAUCAGCGGUUUUACAGGUCACAGCUUUAGACAAAGACAAAGGAGAAAAUGCAGAGCUUGUCUACACUAUUGAAGCAGGAAAUACAGGAAACACAUUCAAGAUUGAACCAGUUUUAGGGAUCAUUACAUUACUGAAGGAGCCAGACCUAACUACAAUGGGACAGUUUGUUCUGUCAGUUAAAGUGGCUGAUCAGGGUUCUCCACCACUGUCUGCAACAGCAAUUGUACGGAUAUCUGUGACAAUGGCAGAUAACUCCCACCCUAAGUUCAUCCUAAAAGAAUACCAAGCUGAGGUUAAUGAAAAUGUGGAUAUUGGUACUUCUGUCAUCUCUCUUUCUGCAAUCAGUCAGUCCACAUUAGUUUAUGAGAUUAAAGAUGGGAAUGUGGAUGGAAUCUUCACUAUAAACCCAUAUUCUGGAGUCAUCACCAGUCAAAAGGGUCUUGAUUAUGAGCGUGCUUCCUUCUAUCAACUCAUUGUACAAGCAACGAAUAUGGCAGGGAUGGCAUCAAAUGCCACAGUGAACAUUCAGAUUGUUGAUGAAAAUGAUAACCCUCCAGUUUUUCUCUUCUCUCAGUACUCAGGCAGCAUAAGUGAAGCUGCUCCCAUAAACAGCAUUGUCAGGAGUACAAGCAACAGUCCCCUUGUGAUUCGUGCCACUGAUGCUGACAGUAACCAGAAUGCCUUGCUUGUCUACCAGAUUGUUGAAUCUACUGCAAAGAAGUAUUUCACGGUAGAUUCCAGUACGGGUGCAAUCAGAACAAUUGCAAAUUUAGAUCACGAAACAAUAGCCCACUUCCACUUCCAUGUGCAUGUUAGAGACAGUGGAAAUCCCCAGCUUACAGCAGAGAGUCCUGUCGAAGUUACCAUUGAGGUAACUGAUGUCAAUGACAACCCACCAGUCUUCAGUCAAGCAGUGUUUGAGACUGUCUUGCUUCUGCCCACAUAUGUUGGUGUUGAGGUUCUCAAAGUCAAGGCUACAGACCCAGAUUCAGAGAUCCCUCCUGAACUCACAUAUAGUCUAAUUGAAGGCAAUAUGGAUCAUUUUUUGAUUGAUUCAAACACAGGCAUACUCACCAUUAAGAACAGUAGCCUCUCCAAAGACCAUUAUAUGCUAAUAGUAAGAGUAUCUGAUGGGAAAUUUUAUAGCACUGCUAUGGUGACAAUAAUGGUAAAAGAAGCCAUGGAUAGCGGGCUACAUUUCACACAGAGCUUUUAUUCUACUUCUAUCUCAGAAAACACCACCAACAUCACAAAGAUUGCUGUGGUAAAUGCUGUUGGUAACCGUCUUAAUGAGCCCUUGAAGUACAGUAUAUUGAAUCCAGGCAACAAAUUUAAAAUCAAAUCCACCUCAGGAGUCAUUCAGACAACUGGUAUAUCCUUUGAUCGAGAGGAACAAGAGCUGUAUGAAUUGGUGGUGGAAGCAAGCCGUGAACUGGACCACCUUCGUGUUGCUCGAGUGGUAGUGAGGGUUUACAUUGAGGAUAUAAAUGACAAUGCACCAGUGUUUGUAGGGCUUCCAUACUAUGCUGCUGUACAAGUUGAUGCUGAGCCUGGUACCCUGAUAUAUCGAGUGACGGCUAUUGAUAAAGACAAGGAUGAAAAUGGUGAUGUGUCAUAUCUUCUGAAGGAAGACUAUGGACAUUUUGAAAUAGAUAGGGGAACUGGUAGCGUCACUCUAAAAGAAGCUUUCAAUUCUGACUUAUCUAAUAUAGAGUAUUUGGUUGUCAUUCUUGCAAAAGAUGGUGGCAGCCCAUCACUAUCUGCUUCGGUAGAGCUCCCCAUUACUAUUGUUAACAAAGCAAUGCCUGUGUUUGACAAGCCCUUCUACACAGCCUCCGUGAAUGAAGACGUAGAAAUCCACACACCAAUUUUAAGCAUUAAUGCAACCAGUCCAGAAGGCCAGGGUAUCAUUUAUAUCAUUGUUGAAGGAGAUCCUUAUAACCAGUUUAAUAUUGACUUUGAUACUGGGGUUCUGAGUGUCAUCAGCCCAUUGGACUAUGAAAUAAAUUCUCUUUUCAAGCUGAUGGUGCGAGCCAGCGAUGCCCUCACUGGUGCUCGAGCUGAAGUCACUGUGGACUUGGUCAUUAAUGACGUCAACGAUAAUCCUCCAGUUUUUGAUCAAUCAGCUUACAAUGCUACUCUGUCUGAAGCAUCUUUGAUUGGGACUCCUGUAUUGCAGGUUGUUGCUACUGAUGCUGACUCUGACAAUAACAAAAUUGUGCAGUAUCAGAUAGUCCAAGACACCUUUAACAGCACGGAUUAUUUCCAUAUAGACAGCACAAGUGGCCUAAUUCUGACUGCACGUAUGUUGGAUCAUGAACUCAUACAGCAGUGCAGCUUGAAAGUCAGGGCAACUGAUAAUGGAUUCCCACCACUUAGCAGUGAGGUUCUUGUUAGUAUUUCAAUAACAGAUAUGAAUGACAACCCUCCUGUUUUUAACCAGCUGAUAUACGAAUCGUAUGUGAGUGAGCUGGCACCUCGGGGUCAUUUUGUGACUUGCGUCCAAGCCUCUGAUGCUGACAGCUCUGAUUUUGACAGAUUGGAGUACAGUAUUCUAUCAGGAAAUGAUCGGACCAGUUUCAUUAUGGAUAGCAAGAGUGGUGUAAUCACCCUUUCCAAUCAUCGGAAGCAGAGGAUGGAGCCUAUGUACAGCCUAAAUGUCUCUGUCUCAGAUGGGUUGUUCACCAGCACAGCUCAGGUGCAUAUUCAGAUCCUUGGCGCAAACCUCUACAGCCCUGUGUUUUCACAGAGUGUUUAUGUUGCAGAGGUCAGAGAAAACGCAGCUCCUGGAACUAAAGUGCUCCAUGUGAAGGCCACAGAUGGAGAUUCAGGUGUAUAUGGCCAGAUAAGCUACUCCAUAAUAAAUGACUUUGCCAAGGACCGAUUUUUGAUUGAUAGCAAUGGGCAGAUCCUGACAACCGAACGCUUAGACCGGGAGAACUUUCUAGAAAGUGAUAUCGGGAUAUUUCUGAGAGCACUUGAUGGAGGUGGCAGGACUACGUUUUGCACUGUGAGAGUGAUAGUAGUGGAUGAGAAUGACAAUGCUCCCCAAUUUAUGACAGUUGAAUACCGAGCAAGUGUCAAAGCAGAUGUUGGGAAGGGUUACUUGGUGACCCAAGUGCAAGCAGUAGAUCCAGAUGAUGGAGCCAAUUCUAGAAUUACCUAUUCUCUGUAUAGUGAGGCCUCAGUUUCAGUAGCUGAUCUGCUUGAGAUAGAUCCAGACAAUGGAUGGAUGGUCACCAAGGGUAGCUUUAACCAACUAAAAAACACAGUUCUGUCAUUCUUUGUCAAAGCAGUUGAUGGUGGCAUUCCUGUGAAGCAUUCUCUCAUCCCUGUCUACAUCCAUGUUUUACCUCCAGAAACUAUUUUGCCUUCCUUUUCUCAACCUCAGUAUUCCUUCACCUUAAUGGAAGACACCCUCAUAGGCAGCACCAUUGACAUUGUGCAUAUCGUGCCUAAUCAGGGGGCUUUGUAUAGCACAGUUAAUGGGGAGCUGAAGGAAAACAACAAAGAUGGCAUAUUCAUCAUUGAACAAGAUACAGGGCUUAUAAAACUGGAUAAGAGACUUGACCAUGAGACAAAUUCUGCUUUUCACUUCAAAGUGGCAGCCACCAUUCAGUUAGACAAAGUAGACAUUGUCCUGACUGUGGAUGUGGAGGUUAAGGUGUUGGAUGUAAAUGAUAACAAGCCUAUGUUUGAAACAGCUAGCUAUGAUGCCAUAAUAAUGGAAGGGAUGCCUAUAGGAACAAAACUUAUGCAAGUUAAAGCAGUUGAUGUAGACUCAAGUGCAAAUGGGCAGGUCACCUAUACACUUGCAGUGGAAUCAGAGCUGGAGAAGAUCACAGAAGCUUUCACUAUUGACAGCAACAGUGGCUGGAUCAGCACACUGAAGGAUCUGGACCACGAGAAAGAUCCCACUUUCACUUUUGCAGUGGUGGCCUCAGAUCUGGGGGAAACAUUAUCCCUGUCAUCAACCACCUUGGUGUCAGUUGCUGUGACGGACAUAAAUGAUAAUGCACCUGUCUUUGAGCAUGAGGUGUACAGAGGUUCUGUGAAGGAGAGUGACCCCCCCGGGGAGGUGGUGGCUGUCCUUAGCACGUGGGAUGAAGACACAUCUGAUGUCAACCGGCAGGUCAGCUACCAUAUUACAGGAGGAAAUCCCAAAGGGAAGUUUGCUCUGGGACUGGUUCAGAAUGAGUGGAAGGUUUACGUAAAAAGGCCACUAGAUCGGGAAGAACAAGACAUUUAUUAUCUGAACAUCACUGCCACAGAUGGCCUCUUUGUAACCCAAGCUGCAGUGGAAGUGACUGUCACUGAUGUUAAUGAUAACAGUCCGGUUUGUGAACAGGUUGCAUACACAGCACUGUUUCCUGAAGACAUUCCAUCAAACAAAGUCAUUCUAAAAAUCAGUGCUAAAGAUGCUGACAUUGGGUCCAAUGGUGAAAUUCGCUACUCUCUUUAUGGUCCUGGGAACAAUAAAUUUUUCUUAGAUCCAGAAAAUGGUGAGCUGAAAUCCUUGGCCCCACUGGACCGAGAGAAAAUCCCUGUGUACAACUUGGUUGCUCGAGCUACAGAUGGUGGUGGCAGGUUUUGCCAGUCAGAAAUCCAUCUUAUUUUAGAAGAUGUUAAUGAUAAUCCACCAGUGUUUUCAUCUGAUCACUACACCGCAUGUGUCUAUGAGAAUACAGCCACUAAAGCAUUGCUAACAAGAGUUCAAGCUACUGAUCCCGAUGUUGGUGUGAACAGAAAAGUUACCUAUUCCCUCGCAGACUCUGCAGAUGGUUACUUCUCAGUUGACCGGUCAUCAGGAAUCAUUAUUUUGGAGCAUCCACUUGAUAGAGAGCUUCAGUCUUCCUAUAACAUCAGUGUAAAGGCCUCAGAUCAGAGUAUUGUGCUGACCUUGUCCUCAUUUGCUACUGUGACUAUUACAGUGCUAGAUAUUAAUGACAAUCCCCCUGUGUUUGAAAGGAGAGAUUAUCUUGUUACAGUACCUGAAGACACUUCACCUGGCACUGAAGUCCUCUCUGUUUUUGCUACAAGCCAGGACAUUGGCACUAAUGCUGAGAUUACCUAUCUCAUCAGAUCUGGGAACGAGAAGGGGAAGUUCAACAUUAACUCGAAAACAGGAGCCAUUUCCAUUUCUGAAUCUUUGGAUUAUGAAUCGUGUAAGGAUUUCUACUUAGUUGUGGAAGCAAAAGAUGGAGGUACUCCAGCCCUGAGUGCUGUUACGACUGUGAACGUCAACGUGACGGAUGUCAACGACAAUGCACCAAAAUUCAGCCAGGUGGUCUACAGUGCAGUCAUCAGUGAAGAUGCUGCAAUUGGUGAUUCCGUUAUAAUGUUGAUAGCGGAAGAUCUGGACAGUCCUUCCAAUGGCCAAAUUCAUUUUUCCAUAGUGAGUGGUGAUCAAGACAAUGAAUUUUCAGUCGAUCCUGGUUCAGGACUUGUGAAGGUUAAAAAGAAAUUGGAUAGAGAAAGGAUAUCUGGUUAUUCAUUGGUUAUUCAGGCAAGAGACAGUGGAACCCCUCCUCUGUCUUCAUCUGUGACGGUCAACGUGGACAUUUCCGAUGUGAACGAUAACAGCCCUGUGUUUACUCCAGCUAAUUAUACAGCUGUAAUUCAAGAAAAUAAACCAGUGGGCACAAGCAUUUUGCAGCUGGUAGUGACAGACAAAGACUCUUUUCACAAUGGCCCUCCUUUUACCUUCACCAUCCUCACUGGCAAUGAAGAGGAGGAGUUUACACUGGACCCUAACGGUGUCUUGAGAUCUGCAGUUAUCUUCAAACACAUGGUUGCAACCGAAUAUGUGCUCUGCGUGCAGGCAAAAGACUCUGGGAAGCCUCAGCAGGUUUCCCACACCUACAUUCAGGUGAGGGUUAUCGAAGAAAGCAUCCACAAGCCAACUGCCAUUCCACUGGAGAUUUUCAUUGUCACCAUGGAAGAUGAUUUUCCAGGUGGAGUCAUUGGAAAAAUUCACGCCACAGAUCAGGAUGUGUAUGAUGUCCUCACUUACACGCUAAAAUCAGAGCAGAAAAGUUUGUUCAAGGUUAACAACCACGAUGGGAAGAUCAUUGCCCUAGGAGGACUCGAUAACGGCAAGUACAUCCUCAAUGUGUCUGUCAGUGAUGGCCGCUUCCAGGUCCCCAUCGAUGUUGUGGUCCACGUUGAGCAAUUACUUCAGGAAAUGCUGCAGAACACCGUCACCAUCCGCUUCGAGAACGUUUCCCCAGAAGACUUUGUGGGCCUUCACAUGCACGGCUUCAGGCGCACCUUGCGGAACGCAGUGCUGUCUCAGAAACAAGACAGCCUGCACAUCAUCAGCAUUCAGCCAGUGGCAGGCAGCAAUCAACUCGACAUGCUAUUUGCAGUUCAGAUGCACAGCGGUGGUUUCUAUAAGCCUGCCUUUUUGAUUCAGAAGCUUACCAAUGCCAGGAGACACUUGGAAAAUGUGAUUCGUAUUUCUGCUAUCUUGGAGAAGAAUUGCUCUGGACUGGAUUGUCAGGAACAACACUGUGAACAAAGUCUAUCUAUUGAUUCCCAUUCCCUGAUGACCUACAGCACGGCAAGAAUUAGUUUUGUGUGCCCUCGCUUUUACCGGAAUGUGCGCUGCAUGUGCAAUGGAGGACUGUGCCCAGGGUCUAACGAUCCCUGUCUGGAGAAGCCGUGCCCAGGGGACAUGCAGUGUGUGGGGUACGAAGCCAACCGGAGACCUUUCAUCUGCCAGUGCCCGCCAGGGAAGCUUGGCGAAUGCUCAGGUGCACAUCAAAGCGGGAAUGGGGGAUAUACUUGA
Messenger RNA from Meleagris gallopavo (turkey), 7983 nucleotides. The record is from RefSeq and is a predicted model, not a curated record. Lineage: Eukaryota; Metazoa; Chordata; Aves; Galliformes; Phasianidae.